AUGGAAGAAGCCAGUCUGUGCCUUGGAGUGUCCUCAGCGGCUCCGGAAGCUGAGCCCCACCUGAGCAGCCCGGUCCUCAACGGCCAGUAUGCCAUGAGUCAGAAGUUACACCAGAUCACCUCCCAGCUCAGUCAUGCCUUUCCCGAGCUGCAUCCGCGGCCCAACCCCGAGGAGAAGACCCCCGCGCCCCUCGAGGAGAAGGCCCACGUGCCCAUGAGUGGCCAGCCCAUGGGCGGUCAGAUGGCACUCCUGGCCAACCAGCUGGGCCGGGACGUUGACACCAGCCUCAACGGGCGGGUGGACCUGCAGCAGUUCCUCAAUGGGCAGAACCUGGGCAUCAUGUCCCAGAUGAGUGACAUCGAGGAUGAUGCCCGCAAAAACCGCAAGUACCCGUGCCCUCUCUGUGGCAAGCGCUUUCGCUUCAACAGCAUCCUCUCCCUACACAUGCGCACCCACACGGGCGAGAAACCCUUCAAGUGCCCCUACUGUGACCACCGGGCGGCGCAGAAGGGGAACCUGAAGAUUCACCUGCGGACCCACAAGUUGGGCAACCUGGGGAAGGGGCGCGGGCGGGUGCGCGAGGAGAACCGCCUGCUGCACGAGCUGGAGGAACGGGCCAUCCUGCGGGACAAGCAGAUGAAGAGCAGCCUGCUGCAGCUGCGGCCCGACCUGAAGCCCCUGCCACACGCCCAGCAGGCCCCGCUGGCCGCCUGCAACCUGGCCCCGCCCGCCAACCACAGCGUGCCGGACGUGGCCAACCCGGUGCCCUCGCCCAAGCCGGCCUGCGUGCAGGAGGACGUGGUGGCCCCGGCGGCUGGCUUCCGUUGCACCUUCUGCAAGGGCAAGUUCAAGAAGCGGGAGGAGCUGGACCGCCACAUCCGCAUCCUGCACAAGCCCUACAAGUGCACGCUGUGCGACUUCGCGGCCUCGCAGGAGGAGGAGCUCAUCAGCCACGUGGAGAAGGCCCACAUCACAGCCGAGUCGGCCCAGGGCCAGGGCCCCCACGGCGGCGGGGAGCAGUCGGCCAACGAGUUCCGCUGCGAGGUGUGCGGCCAGGUGUUCAGCCAGGCGUGGUUCCUGAAGGGCCACAUGCGAAAGCACAAGGACUCCUUCGAGCACUGCUGCCAGAUCUGCGGCCGGCGCUUCAAAGAGCCUUGGUUCCUCAAGAACCACAUGAAGGUGCACCUCAACAAGCUGUCGGUGAAGAACAAGUCCCCCAGUGACCCCGAGGUGCCAGUGCCCAUGGGCGGCAUGUCCCAGGAGGCCCAUGCCAACCUGUACUCCAGGUAUCUCUCCUGCCUGCAGAGUGGCUUCAUGGCCCCGGACAAAGCCAGCUUGAGCGAGCCCAGCCAGCUCUACAGCAAAGGGGAGCUGCCCAUGAAGGAGAAGGAGGUCCUGGGGAAACUGCUGUCCCCCAUCUCUGGCAUGGCCCAUGGCAUCCCCGACGGGGACAAGCACUCCCUCCUGGGAUGCCUCAACCUCGUGCCGCCUCUGAAAUCCAGCUGCAUCGAGCGGUUGCAAGCGGCUGCCAAAGCUGCAGAGAUGGACCCGGUGAACAGCUACCAGGCCUGGCAGCUCAUGGCCAGGGGCAUGGCCGUGGAACACGGCUUCUUGUCUAAAGAACAUCAGCUGCAGCGCAACCACGAAGACACUUUGGCAAACGCUGGGGUUAUGUUUGAUAAGGAGAAGCGGGAGUAUGUGUUAGUGGGGGCAGAUGGCUCCAAGCAGAAAAUGCCUGCUGAUUUGGUUCACAGCACUAAAGUGGGCAAUCCGAGAGACCUGCCAAAUAAGCUCGACCCUUUAGAAGGCAGUCGGGAUUUUUUGUCACAUGGGCUGAACCAGACGCUUGACUAUAACCUGCAGGGUCCCGGGAACAUGAAGGAGAAGCCCACUGAGUGCCCGGACUGUGGCCGGGUGUUCCGCACCUACCACCAGGUGGUCGUGCACUCGCGUGUUCACAAGCGGGACCGCAAGGGCGAUGAGGACGGGCUGCACGCGGCCCUGGACGAGCGGCGUGGCUCAGGCAGUGACCAGGAGUCCCAGUCAGUGAGCCGCUCCACCACGCCCGGCUCCUCCAAUGUCACCGAGGAGAGUGGGGUCGGAGGUGGCCUCUCCCAGACCGGGAGUGCCCAGGAGGACAGCCCACACCCCUCCUCACCAUCCUCCUCAGACAUUGGCGAGGAGGCUGGGAGAUCUGCCGGCGUCCAGCAGCCGGCACUGCUUCGUGACAGGAGCCUGGGCUCGGCCUUGAAGGACUGCCCGUACUGUGGGAAAACUUUCCGGACAUCCCAUCACCUUAAGGUCCACCUGCGGAUACACACAGGUGAGAAACCCUACAAGUGUCCCCACUGUGACUAUGCUGGCACCCAGUCAGCGUCCUUAAAAUACCACCUAGAACGACACCAUCGGGAGCGACAGAAUGGAGCUGGACCACUGUCUGGGCAGCCCCCAAACCAAGACCACAAGGAUGAGAUGUCAGGCAAAGCUUCUCUGUUUAUCAGGCCAGACAUCCUGAGGGGAGCCUUUAAGGGGCUCCCUGGAAUCGACUUUAGAGGUGGCCCUGCCUCUCAGCAGUGGACAUCAGGGGUGCUCUCAUCCGGAGAUCACUCAGGGCAGGCCACCAGCAUGUCUUCGGAGCCUCCUUCAGACACUCUGAAAGGCGCUGAUCUGCCUUCCAAAAGUACCCACUUUUCUGAAAUUGGAAGGGCUUAUCAAAGCAUUGUGAGCAACGGUGUGAAUUUCCAAGGGUCCUUGCAAGCUUUCAUGGAUAGCUUUGUCCUUAACUCCUUGAAGGAGAAGGACACGAAGGACAAAGCCCUGUCUGACCCCCCUCCCAUGAAAGUCCACGGAGCGGACGGUGGUGAGGAGAAACCCAGUGGUAAGUCCUCUCAGAGGAAGUCUGAGAAAUCUCAGUAUGAGCCUCUAGACCUGUCCGUGCGGCCAGAUGCCACCUCCCUCCCGGGCUCGUCGGUGACUGUGCAAGACAGCAUCGCAUGGCACGGCUGCUUGUUUUGUGCUUUCACCACGUCCUCGAUGGAACUCAUGGCCCUUCAUCUCCAGGCCAACCACCUGGGCAAAGCGAAACGCAAAGACAGUGCUAUGGGGGUGACAGUCAACUGCAAAGACCAAGCCCGUGAGGCAAGCAAAAUGGCUCUGCUGCCUUCAGUACAAUCAAACAAAGAGCUGGGCCUUUCUGGUGUGAUCGGCUCUCUAGAUUCUGCUUCUGAGAAGAUGGCCCAAGGACAGGUCAAAGAGACCCUGGGGGAGCAGAAGAGUGGCACGUGGCCCAGCCAUGUGGACCCGGCAUUCUGUAACUUCCCAUCAGACUUCUACAAGCAGUUUGGUGUCUACCCAGGCAUGGUUGGCUCAGGGGCCUCCAGUGCCUGCCCCAACAAGGAGCCUGACGGGAAGGCCCACUCUGAAGAAGAUGCCCCCAUCCUGAUCCCCGAAACCACAAAUAAGAACACUACUGAUGACCUCUCCGACAUUGCCUCCUCGGAGGAUAUGGAUUCCUCCAAGGGAGAGAACAACGACGAAGAGGAUAUUGAAACUGAACCAGACAUGAUGAGCAAGCCACUGUCUUCCCUCUGCAAGGACAGCAGCGCCGAGUGCGGGGACAGCCUCCUGCCCCCAAACACCUCCCAGCCCAUGCAGGGACUUGUCUCACCUUUACCGCAGGUGUCAGAGAAGCAGUGGCACAACCCGGGACUUCUUUCCACCCAGGACCCCUCGGUGGGCCUGCCCAAGCCGGAGCGGGGGCCCCAGGGCCUGGAGAAGCCGAUGAACAUGCUGUCGGUCCUCAGGGCCUACAGCUCUGAUGGCUUAGCAGCCUUUAAUGGACUUGCAAGUAGCACAGCAAAUUCUGGAUGUAUCAAGAGGCCAGACUUGUGUGGUCACAGGCCUUUCCAGUGCCGCUACUGUCCCUACAGUGCCUCUCAGAAGGGGAACCUGAAGACCCACGUCCUCUGCGUCCAUCGCAUGCCUUUUGACAACAGCCAGUAUCCCGACCGCAGGUUCAAGCGCUCCAGAGUUGACUCGGAGGCUUCUGGGAAUUUUGAGGAGCCCACAGCUGUCAAGGCAGGGAGCUCGGCAGAGCUCACGGAGGAGGGCGGCAAGGGCCAGGAGGAGAGCCACUGA
This is a messenger RNA of Cynocephalus volans (Philippine flying lemur), 4137 nucleotides long. It is a transcript of the gene ZNF536, whose product is annotated as zinc finger protein 536. The coding region runs from base 1 to 4137 and encodes 1378 amino acids. Gene Ontology annotation, biological process: regulation of DNA-templated transcription. Gene Ontology annotation, molecular function: RNA polymerase II cis-regulatory region sequence-specific DNA binding; DNA-binding transcription factor activity, RNA polymerase II-specific. The transcript is spliced from 4 exons. The record is from RefSeq and is a predicted model, not a curated record. Lineage: Eukaryota; Metazoa; Chordata; Mammalia; Dermoptera; Cynocephalidae. Gene Ontology annotation, cellular component: nucleus.